Messenger RNA from Lodderomyces margitis, 2439 nucleotides. RefSeq lists its product as uncharacterized. NCBI's taxonomy places the organism in Eukaryota, Fungi, Ascomycota, Pichiomycetes, Serinales, Debaryomycetaceae. The record is from RefSeq and is a predicted model, not a curated record. Gene Ontology annotation, molecular function: nucleic acid binding. The transcript has a single exon. The coding region runs from base 1 to 2439 and encodes 812 amino acids.
AUGCCCAGUAGAGCAAACAGAAGAACUAGAGGUGCAUCACGGGGUGGCCGUGGUGGCCGUGGUGGCCGUGGUGGACGGGGAGGAAGCGCAAGAGGAGGAAGAAGCAGUUAUAACAAAGCUAGAGGUGGUAGAGGCAAAUCAUCGCAUUCUGGGUACAGUUCCUCAGCACAACACCAGUCUUUGUUUGAUCCUGACUCGCUAUGGAUGCCUAGUGGAGAAAUGACACAAUCUGCACAUACAUUUGGCAGACGUACCUACGGAAAAUUUGCCGAAGAAAUCGAGUAUACGGCGCAACACCAAAGUAGGAUAAUGUCAGGUAAAUUCAGAGACAGGCCCAUCGAGUUUGUAAAAGCAAAAGCAACAUAUGAUCCAAAUGCCCUCCUAUAUAAGCUAACCCAGAAAAAGCAGGAGGAUCCUUUUGGCACUAUAAUUGACCAAGAUUUCAAGAGUAUAUCGUUGGAUUCUGAAGACGAAGAGGGAGAGUCAGUAACAAAGCCGAGAUACAAUCAGCAGGAUUUUGAAGCGGAGAAUGCUACUGGAUUAGACGAGCAUCAGGUAUUGAAGGCACUCGAGGUAGAUGAGGUUAAUGAAGCAGAUGCAUCGACGAACGGAAUUAAUUCUAACAUCGAAGUUGAAGAACAGAGCUUCGAGGAAGAAGAGGAGGAGGAAGAAGAGGAGGAGGAAGAAGAGGAGGAGGAAGAAGAGGAGGAGGAAGAGGAAAAGGAGGAGGAAGAGGAGGAGGAAGAGGAGGAGGAAGAGGAGGAGGAGGAAGAGGAGGAGGAAGAGGAGGAGGAGGAAGGGGACACAGUGAACAAAGAUUGGGAUGAUGUCGAACGAGUUGGUAUUGGUCUGAGCAUCCACGUAUUGCAAAAGGUUCCAGAUCCUUACAUUGACGAUGAUGAACUAUAUCAUGGCAACAUUAGGAAGAAAAGCAACAACGAACCUUUCCAUGGCUUCCACCAAGAUGGUGUUUCUUUACACAUACAAUCUAGUGAAAAAGUAAGCACCAGAGAAGCUUCAAUACCCGCUACUUCAGCAGAUGAAGAUGAACUGCUUCGUAAGCAGAAUGAUUUCACUUAUCCAUGUAAUAAAGAAGCAAGGGGUACUGAGUUUGAUUUGAAUUCUAGUUCACUGACACAAUCUAUUGAAGAGCAACCAGAGGAUACGGGCGCUGAAGAGUUGGAAGUUUUCAUAGAUGAUCCUAGAUAUAAAGAUACACAACAGACAAUUGUGCAAAAUAGUGCUUCCGAUAAUGAAAUCUCACAAUCCGAUCCCGAUACAGAAGCAGAUUAUGGAUUCUUGGCUGAGGAUUUCGAAUUCGAUGUGUCUAAGAUAUCAGUUACUAAUGUUCGCUUUGGGAUCCAUAAUCAGUAUUAUUUAAAGUGUCACGAGCUCACUGGGUUUGACAAUGAGUUUGUUUGGAUAGAUGAGGAUGAGGUUAUUGAUUAUGCGCUAUCGAAUGGGGUGAAGGAACAUCGAUUAUCUAAAUUUCUAUCUCACAUCACAUCAGGAAUGAUUGAUCAAAAUAAAGAUGAACUUGGAGCGGAAGAGGAUCAGGUUUAUAUUAGUAGUGACAGCGAAGAAGAAGGGGACGAUGAUGACGACUCAGAUGAGUUUGACAAAGAUCAGGACGAUUAUCCCUAUGACUCAGAUGACAAUCUAGAUGAUCUAAUACAGUACUCGAAAACAAGCACACAGGGACUAAUACCUAUGCAAGACCGAGAUUUUUCCAAUAACACACCGGCAAAAAACAGACGUGAUUUCAAAAAUCUUGGCAUAGAUGAAGAAUUGCAAGAUGUAUUAACGGAACAAAUUCUAAAUUUCCGUAAAAACAAAAAACUGCAAAAACAGCGUCGUCAAGCUCAACAAACUGAAGAUGCAAUCCUAAGUCAUGAUUUAUUAAUCAAGUACCCGGAUUCAUUAACAAUUGCUCAAAUAGGCCAUGAAUUCACCUCGUUUUUUCAAGAUGAAUCACGAACUACAUUAAGUUUCCCAACUUUAGAUUCUCAUGGAAAUAAAACGUUGCAAAGUAUAGCGGCGGCAUAUAAUAUGCAAACUGACAAAUGUGGUCGUCAUAAUGUACGCCAUUACAUUAAGGUGACCAAAACAAGGAAAACGUACAAGAAUUUACCCAAUUUCAACAGGAUCAAUGCUAUCAUGAGAGGACGACCAAUCUUUCAUCGUAUGGAUGUUAAACGGGAAAAGAAGGACAAAGAUGCCAACUCGAAACGUAAUGGUGGUGGUAAUGAACCAAGGGCUAAAUUCAAAGAAGGUGAUGUCGUUGGAGCUGAAGCACCAGCUCUUGGAGAACUGAACUUAGGUAGAAUAAUGUUGGAGAAAUUAGGAUGGAGUCAUGGCCAGGGAUUAGGUAAAGGCAAUAGUGGUAUUAAUGAACCUAUUGUUGCUAAGGUGAAGAUGUCCAAAACUGGUAUUAGAUAG